Molecule: messenger RNA, 676 nt
Organism: Paramecium sonneborni
Lineage: Eukaryota; Ciliophora; Oligohymenophorea; Peniculida; Parameciidae
Source: the annotation of a GenBank genome assembly
AUGGGGAACUAUUGUAAUGCAUUUAAAGAAGUCAGAGGAGAUGGAAAUUGUUUCUACACUGCUUUUGGAUAUUAAUUUUUAUCAAUUUUACUAUUUGAUUAUUCUAUUGAUUAAUUCUAUAAAUUCAUAGAGAAAAUCAAAUAAAUUAAUUUACCAAUGAAAAUAUAUGUGACUGGACAAGAUUUUAAAAUAGAUGAUAAAUUAUUAGAAGAAAAGCUUUUAAAAGAAUUUUUGAAUAGAUUAAUGAAAUUAAAAUAAAUUCAAGAUUUAGUGUAAAGAAAAGAACAAUUUCAUAAUUAAUUUGCAGCUUAUGAAAAAUAAUCAGAAGAAGUUGAUGCAUGUUUAUAUGGACUAUCAACUAUAUUUUUUAGAAAUUAUUCCAAUUAUAUUGUUGAUUUUAGUGAAAAAAAAGAUGCCCUUUAUGAUAGAGAGAAUCUUUUAAAGUGGGAAGAAGAAUGCAAUUCAAAUGAAGUUAUUAUUGCAGAAUUAGCUAAACAAUUAAAUAUGUUUUUAUUUAAUAUAUACUUUUAGAUUUGUUUAAUUGAUAUUUAUUGAAAAUAAAGAUUAGCUUAAAAAAUUCUAAUAUGGAAAUGAACAACACAAUAAGAUAAUAUUAUUAAUCAAACCUGGCCAUUAUAAUAUUGGUUAUUUUAUCUAAGAAACAAUCAAUAUUUGA